Molecule: messenger RNA, 2010 nt
Organism: Merops nubicus (carmine bee-eater)
Lineage: Eukaryota; Metazoa; Chordata; Aves; Coraciiformes; Meropidae
Gene: TMEM67
Product: transmembrane protein 67
Exons: 19
Biological process (GO): cilium assembly
Cellular component (GO): MKS complex; ciliary transition zone
Source: RefSeq, a predicted model, not a curated record
GAUGUAAAGCUGCAAUUUAUUGCAGCCACAUUUGAUGCAGCAGGAAACUUUCUUAAAUGGCAAAGUUUGGAAGGAGGCAUCUUACAGCUUUGUCCUGACACCCAAACUAAAUUGAAUGCAGCAUAUGCAUUUGGAACAACUUACCAACAAAGUUGCAAAAUUCCACUUUCCAAGAUUUUAGUGGAUUUUGCUAAUCCAAUCUUUUAUGACCUAUUCCUUGAAUAUAAUGGUGACAGCGGACAACAGUAUCUUUGGGCCGUGCCAGUUUUAAACUUGAAUCUUCAAUACAGUGAAAUGUUUGUUAAUCAAGGCAGUAAUAUGAACAACUGGCUUUUGACUCGUCGAUUCUUUUUGGUGGAUGCACUAAGUGGAAAAGAGAAUGACUUGGGAAAACUACCAAGAGUAAUUCGGAUUGCCAGCAAAAUAACAAUAAGUAUUCGUCUGGUACCCCAUACUCAGCGAGGAACUGUCUACCCUCCUCUGCUUACAGUUGCUUACACAGAUGUGCUUGUCCAAAACCCUGAAACCCAAAGUGUGAUGGUUUCCUUCUCAGUCAAUUAUGAGAUGAAUCAGUCAGAGGCUCGGAUUCAGACUGACAUCGCGCUGGGUGUGCUGGGUGGGCUCGCAGUGUUGUGGUCCCUGCUCAAGACUGCAGGCUGGAAGAGGCGUACAGGAAGCUCUAUAAUUGACUUGCAGACAGUUUUGAAGUUCUUACUGUUUUAUGCUGGAGACCUUGCCAACGUUUUCUUUAUCAUCGCAGUGGGCACAGGGAUUUACUGGCUUGUGUUCUUCAAAGCUCAGCAGUUUGUCUCUGUCUUUUUACCACUUCCAUCUCAAGAAGAAGAUUUUGUUACAUACAUAGCCUGUGCAUUUAGUUUAAAGGCUCUGCAAUUCUUACAAUUGCUUGUUUCACAACUCACUAUAGAUAUUUUCUUUAUUGACUGGGAAAGACCUAAGGGCAAAGUUCUUAAAGCAGUUGAAGGUGAAGGUAUUACUAGAAGUGCUGCUGCACCUGUGAGCAUAUGGAGGACAUAUUUUAUAGCAAAUGAAUGGAAUGAAAUUCAGACAGUGAGGAAGAUAAAUCCCCUCUUUCAAGUGCUUGCAGUUCUUUUUUUUCUGGAGGUGGUGGGAUUUUCAAACCUGGCUUUAAUGGAUUCUUCUUCCAGUCUCACAAGAAGCAGUGAGAGUUAUAUAGCUCCUUGGAGCCGUGUUUUGAGAUUUGGUGUGUCUGCUGCACUCUGGCUAGCCAUUGCCUUCCUACAGAUUCUAUUUUUUUCUGUGUUGUAUGAAAGAUUUGUUGAAGAUAAGAUAAGCCAAUUUGUUGAUUUGUGUUGCAUGAGCAAUAUUUCAGUGUUUCUCUUGUCACACAGCUGCUUUGGUUAUUAUAUCCACGGUCGCUCAGUCCAUGGACAUGCAGAUACCAACAUGGAAGAAAUGAAUAUGAAUCUAAAGAGAGAAGCAGAAAAUCUAUGUAGUCAGAGAGGUUUGGUACCAAACACAGAUGGCCAGACAUUUCAGAUUUCCAUUUCCAGAAAAAUGCGACUGCACUAUGACAGGAUUCAUGAAACCCUGACAAGCAAACGUGGUCCUGCUAGGCUUUUGGGCUCAUCUGCAAAUACUUUUGAACAAAGCACAAGGGCAUACAACACCAUGAACAAAUUUCUUAAUUCUUUCAUUGAUCACGUACAUAAAGAAAUGGAUUAUAUUGUUAAAGACAAGUUGCUGCUGGAACGCAUUCUUGGCAUGGAGUUCAUGGAACCAAUAGAGAAAAGUAUUUUUUACAAUGAUGAAUGACUCGCUUUCAGUGAUGUGCUUUAUUAUGGCAAUGAAACAACACUGCUCAUCUUUGAUAUCCUCUUUUUCUCCAUCGUGGAUCUGGCUUCCCAAAGUUUUGUUUUAGCAGCUAUUCUAACAUAUUUGCAACAAGAGAUAUUUAGGUGUGUUCGUAAUACACUUGGGCAGAAGAAUUUGGCAUCCAAAACCUUGGUGGAUGAAAGAUUUCUUAUUUAA